AUGAAGAUUUUUCUCAUCCUCACACUCUUGGGUAUAGCAGUUCCUGAUUUCCCAGAAGCCAUUUUAGGAGAAUAUCAAGACACAGAUGAAGUCUUGCCAGAUGAUUUUACCAUUCCUUACAUGGCCUAUUUGCAAUCCAGGCCAGAGCCCUGUGUGGGGACUCUCAUUGACCCUCAGUGGGUGAUCACUGCCGCUCAUUGUCCCUUACCAGAUAAAAUCCGACUGGGAGUUCAUCAACCCAACAUCAAAAAUGAGAGAGAGCAGACAUACAGUUAUGCACUGACUGUAGUCCAUCCUAAUUUUGAUGCAAAUCUCCGGAAAAAUGACCUGAUGCUGAUUAAACUCUCUUACCCUGCUUCUGUAAAUAUGUAUGUGGGAACUAUAGCCAUAGCUAUGGAAGCCAUGGCAUUUAAUGAAACAUGCUUUAUACCAACAUGGAUCUGGAAUAGCUACAAGAACUUCAGUGAUCCCGACAUGCUGGCAUGGAUAAAUCAGUACUCGCUUUCCCCGAGCGACUGCUGGAACAUUCUCCAUCGACAGAGACAAGAAACAAGGUUGAAUAUCAUGUGCUUAGGACGUUUGGCUAAUGUUGCAACUUCAGUUAAGGAGGUCUCUGCUGCCCCAGCCAUCUGCAAUGGGAGGCUCCAUGGAAUAUUGUCCUGGGGAAAAGCAGGCAUAAUGAAGGGAAGUCAAGGCUUCUUCACUGAAAUCCAUCCUUAUGGGAGAUGGAUCUUGAAAACAAUGCAUGCCCACUGA
Cricetulus griseus (Chinese hamster) is the source of this 756-nucleotide messenger RNA. The record is from RefSeq and is a predicted model, not a curated record. NCBI's taxonomy places the organism in Eukaryota, Metazoa, Chordata, Mammalia, Rodentia, Cricetidae.